Messenger RNA from Acaulospora colombiana, 2400 nucleotides. The record is from the annotation of a GenBank genome assembly. Lineage: Eukaryota; Fungi; Glomeromycota; Glomeromycetes; Diversisporales; Acaulosporaceae.
GAAGCUGUACAUCGAACUCCGGUAGAAAUCUGGUGGGAGAUCCUUGACGAAACCAUAUAUGGAGAGUAUCCUCUGUUCUUCUCAACUGCGAUUCAACGAGAAGAUUGGGUACACUACUCUCACUGGAAUAUGCCUUCAUCUGAGCGUGACUGGCUUGAUGGCUUCGAACGUCAGAGGAAGAUCGUUGGUUCUGUUUGCCGAUCGUGGCAAGACUUCUCCCAAUCAAGGAGAUAUCGCUAUGUAAAGGUUGCGAUAACUAAUGAUGGAGCGCUCAGAGGGGUCGAAAAUGCUCUGACGGCAUAUCGUAUUCGUCUGUCUCGAGCUUACUACCGCAGCCUCGAACAUGUCAUAUUCGAGCAGGAAUAUAACUGGUUGGCGGUUGAAUUGGAUCAGCCCGUUGCAUCAAUACUCGCUCGUAUUCGUCUUCCACGCCUGAGACGGCUACAUAUGACCCACUACGAGCCUCGGAAGAUACUAAACUUAAACCCAUUGCUGGAUAUAUUGGCAACCUUUCCCAAUCUGACGUGGAUAAGCUACCUGUCCUCUUCUCGACGUGGGGAAUCUGUUCCAAUAGACAAGAAUAGGUCGCCAGUAGUCCUUCCACACCUUCAGUACCUAUUCAUUCACGUCUACGAAUUACCUAGUCGCGUUCCUUUAUUGGACUUGUUAGCAUAUUACUGCCAAACGCUUCGUUCGUUCGCUGCCAGAGGGUUCAACCGGAGAGGGGACAAGCCCGUGCUUCAAUUUCUAUCUUGGAACGAUUUUCCCAGUCUGGAGGAGCUCAUAUUGGAUAGCCAAUGGACUGUACAUUUCCAACCACUGCCAUCAAAUCAUCCUUUACGGAGACUGGACGUGAAAAUGGGAUCAUUUGAUGUGAUUUCGUCUCUCCUGGAGGGUGAUAAUAUGCGAGAACUUAUCUUGCAAAGAACUCGUUGGAUGAGUAAUGGUGGAUUAAUGGGAGAGACCGAGGAUCUGAUGGCUGAUAGAAUGGCGAUCGAUCGUAUAUUAUCACACGCGGUAGCUCGCGAUAUCAAGCUAAAGAUAACUUGGGAUGGGGAGCUAGAAGAGCUCGUGCUUGACAACAAAUGGACCGCGUAUUUCCAGGAUCUUCCUUUUGGUCACCCUUUACGGAGAUUAGACGCAACUUAUGGCUCGGUGGACGUUCUGCGGUCACUUAUAGAAGGCAAGGACAUGCGACACGUUACCUUACGAAGAGCACACUGGAGAUAUGAUGGCAGCGUGGCAAGGUUGUAUGAAGAAAUUAUAAUCAACAAGGAAGAAGAAACCAUCAACAGGAUUCCUGGAUCUGGCCGGGCGCCUAUCCUGUCUCGCCUGUGUCAAAAAGCCUCGUCACCAAAAGCUCUUAGUGAUCAAAUCCAACCCUCAUCCCAGUGUAAUUUCCUUGAUAGAUCAAAUGAAUCUGCCGUAGAUCGAGCGCCGAUAGAAAUUUGGUGGAAAAUUCUGGACGAAGUCAUUGACGCAGUACUCGGGUGGGGGGCAAAUCGGGCCUUUGCUACAACCUUUGAGGGCUCUUAUUGGGUCGCUUAUUCACAUUGGUGGAUGCUUAAAUACGAAGACGAUGGCAUUUCCGGAGCACAGAACCAGAUAAAGCUCAUUAGAUCUGUGUGUCGCUCAUGGGCAGCCUUUGCGCAGUCAAGGAACGACCGCGAUGCUAUUCUCAAUCUUGAUUUCACCGAAAAGCAACUUCAUGGCAUAAUUAAAGCACCAAAAGCACAUCGUCUCGGAAUAACUGCUUAUUGCAAUAAAGACAUUGUUCGCCUAGAGUUUGACCAAGGUGUUGGUGGGGAAAUCAUUAAACUUGACCGGAAGGAGAAGUAUCUCGACCUGAAUGUAUUCCUCGAUGUGCUAUACGGAUUCACCAAUCUGACUUGGCUUGAUUAUGAGGUCGAUAAUUCUCGUCGCCCACCCAUCCCCUUAAACCAAGGAAAACCUCCGGUUCUACUUCCAAAUCUUCAGCUGCCCAGCCGCGUUCCUCUCAUGGAUGUAUUGUCUUGCUAUCAAAAAACUCUCCAGUCCUUCGUCGCAGGAGGAUUUAAAGAUAGAGGAGAUGUGGCUACUAUUCAUUUCCCACCAUGGAACGAGUUUCCAAAGCUUGCAGAGCUUGUGCUCGACGAGCAAUGGAUAGCUUAUUUUGAGCCACUUCCACGUGGUCACCCCCUACGGCUACUCACCGCGCAGCUCGGGUCCCUUGGUCCCCUUUCAUCACUCCUGGACGGUGAAAAUAUGAUAGAAAUAAGGCUAUGGAGAUUGAAACUGACAAAAGAAGGUGGGUGGUGUGGGAGAGGUGAUAAUACGAUAAUUGGCAAUGUAGAGGUGGAAGAACUGUGGGAGAAGGCACAAACUCGUGGAAUUGAGUUCACAGUACUUGAGGAGGACUAG